AUGGCGUCGCCUAUUCCACCGCGCAAGCCGAGCCUGGCUAAGGACUCUUUGACUGGUAGCAGUUACCUCGACGACCACCUCGAGUACAAGGCUCGUCAGACAGGCCCGUCGCCCAGCAUUGAUGGAGUCCUUGAGCAGCCCGCCCGGGUUCCUCGCAAUGCCAUGUCGAAUCUGUCUUUGUCGAGCGCUUCAAGGAGAUCAAUUAGCGCGAUUCCUCCGUCGCCGAUUAUAUCUCAAGAGAGUGGAACUGUGCACACAAUCUCCCAUACCAAUUGCAUUCCUGAGCCAGGGGAUCCUGCAAGGCUAGUUGCAACCAUUUUCUAUAAUUCGAGCACCCCUCGGCAUCCUCAUCUUCAUCCAGAUCAAUCUCCUCCAGCCAAACCUACAGAUUUCAUCCCGGCACCCGAGAUCGCAGAAGGUUCCGCACCCACGACGAGCAUCCAAGAAUAUCCAUUGGAACCCCCCGCGCCCGAACCCGAACCUCUCGACCAUCUGUACGGCGCCUACAUCUCUCAACUAUGCUUGACUCAUUUUCUUUCAACUCUCGAUAGCCUUCUGAUUCACAACGAGCCAGAAGAGAGACGCCUAACGUCGUCUCACCGAUGUCUAGCCCCCGAUCCGUUCAAGCCUCGGGUCAUGGAAGUUACCUUCACGCCGCCCCCCAAACCCCAAUACCUCCCAUUUGACCUCAUUCCCAAACACGAGUCUAUCUACAAGUUCGAACGAGAGUGGAAUUGCGAGAUUAUCCUGCAACCCAACACGGUAUAUCGGCGGCACAAACGACUCUGUGUCUUCGACAUGGACUCGACGCUAAUCCAACAGGAAGUCAUUGAUGAAAUUGCCGCCUUCGUCGGAGUCAAGAAGGAGGUUGCCGCCAUCACCGAACGAGCCAUGAAUGGUGAACUCGACUUUGCAGCCUCGCUCAAAGCGAGAGUAUCUCUUUUGAAAGGCGUACCCGCUGACGUGUUCGAGCGGCUGAAGCCAAAGAUUGUCAUCACGCCGGGUGCGAAGGAACUCUGCAAAUGCUUGAAGCGACUCGGCUUCACACUCGCCGUGUUGAGUGGUGGAUUUCAACCUCUGGCAGACUGGCUCGCAGGUGAACUCGGCCUCGACCAUGCAUUUGCAAAUCAUCUCGUAUCAAAUGAGAAGACCAACACCCUCACAGGCGAGCUAGAUCCCGCAUACCCAAUUGUCGACUCGGCGCACAAGCAGGCCUUGUUGAUCAGCUUAGCCAAAGAGAAGAAGAUCCCUCUUGCGCAGACGAUGGCUGUCGGCGAUGGAGCGAAUGAUAUUCCCAUGCUGAAAACCGCAGGGCUGGGUGUAGCGUGGAAGGCAAAGUCAAAAGUCCAGAUGGAGGCACCUGCGAGACUGAACAUUGGCGAAAGUAUGCUAGACCUGGUCUACCUGCUGGGAUUGACCAAAGAGGAGAUCGAUCAGCUGCUAAGUGGCUGA
This is a messenger RNA of Cladophialophora yegresii CBS 114405, 1452 nucleotides long. Its product is annotated as phosphoserine phosphatase. The record is from RefSeq and is a predicted model, not a curated record. The transcript has a single exon. Gene Ontology annotation, biological process: L-serine biosynthetic process; dephosphorylation. Gene Ontology annotation, molecular function: magnesium ion binding; L-phosphoserine phosphatase activity. The coding region runs from base 1 to 1452 and encodes 483 amino acids. NCBI's taxonomy places the organism in Eukaryota, Fungi, Ascomycota, Eurotiomycetes, Chaetothyriales, Herpotrichiellaceae. Gene Ontology annotation, cellular component: cytoplasm.